Molecule: messenger RNA, 1159 nt
Organism: Cyphomyrmex costatus
Lineage: Eukaryota; Metazoa; Arthropoda; Insecta; Hymenoptera; Formicidae
Exons: 3
Coding region: 21-887 (288 amino acids)
Biological process (GO): mitotic spindle midzone assembly; positive regulation of cytokinesis; cytoplasmic microtubule organization
Cellular component (GO): mitotic spindle midzone; midbody; centrosome
Molecular function (GO): microtubule binding
Source: RefSeq, a predicted model, not a curated record
UAUGACAGAAAGAGAAACUAAUGGAAGGAGAACUACUGAUUUUAAUAGAAUUAUUAGUAGAUACAGUGAAUAUUCCUACAAUACGAGCAAUCUACGAUGAAAUAUUGCCAGCAAAAACAUGCGUCUCAUUUCAAAUAUUGAACUUGCCCUCCAUCAAUAUUUAUCAAGAAACGCCAACAGAAGCUUGCGCCUGUACACAUAAUGGAUCGCAAGUCUUUAAAAAGGGCAAAUCAUGCUUAUUUGUUCUUUCAGACAAUGUCCUACAGAAACCAUUGUGCAACUUUCCCAUAACAAUGUCCGUUUACAAAGAACUACCGCCAGGGGUUUUGCCAGACGUAAUGCUAAUUGGCACUCAUCAAAUUCAACUUCACCGCCUUAUGAACUCCUUGCUAAGCAUGUAUCUCUCUCAGCACAGUAAUCCGUGCAGAACGAUGAAGAAUGCUUUUAAAAUUACCACAGCGACAGGACAACGUGUAGGCGAAGUCACAGUAUUCAUCCGUGCUUCGUGUUUCGGCAAGAAGAUCGUUACGCAAUUUCAGCUUCCUCGCAACAAGGAACCCUAUCUUUUCAAGGGCGUGGACGACAGUCCUGUCUAUCAAUGCAAGAGGAUCGUUUCCGCUUCAGAUAGACAACAGAUACAAUGCGUGUGCUCUCCCAAGUAUGGCGAUGGCAGCGGAGAAGCUACAAGAAUUCGUUAUCAUGUUAGUGCCGACGAACGUCGGCGAAAAAAACGGCUGGAGAAUAUUAAGAAAGAUAAAUGUCCUCCCUGUUGUCGCGGUACAAGAGAUAUCGUCAAGAGCAAGGAAACUGUUAGAAAAUGUGGCUGCAUCAUUAAAGACGAACGGACUUGUAAUUGUGUCCGGUCAGAUAUCAAAUAUUCAACAUGAUUCAACAUGAAUAGAGACCAGCGCAGAACGUUUCUAACUAAAAACCAACAUGAAAAAUUUUGAAAUCAAGAUAGCAAAGCUUUUAGCUAAUCGAUAACCAUCGCAUCGUUUCGAUCUUCAUCUAGCAUUGAGCGCGCUCGCUCCUGCGUAUUUAAAUCUCCGUUUAUUCCUGUCCAGUGUCGCGAAGGGCGCCGUGAUGGAACCAGAGGGAUGCGACUACAGGAGGAAGGGAGGCUCGGUCGACGACACCACCGCUCUCAUCCCCGCCAACC